AUGCCAAGACAACUUGUUUGGGAUACAAUUAUCUCGUUUAGUGCUCAAAGACAGGAUAAUUGGGUUUGUCUGGGAGAUUUCAACUCUUAUUUGGCAUGGUACGAGAAGCGCGGUGGAAAUUUUACAAGGGCCCGAGAUAUUGCUCAUUUCAGGGGCUUUUUGAAUGCGUGCCAACUACUGGAUAUAGGGGCACAUGGACCUGCUUUCACAUGGAAUAAUCGUUGUAAGGGUGAUGCCAAUAUUCGGGUCAAGCUGGAUAGAGGUUCAUCAAAUGAAGCUUGGCGCAAUAUAUUUGAAGAUGCUGUAGUUACUGUUUGGUUUAUAAUCGGCUUGGAUCACCUUCCCCUUGUGGUGGAUACAGAGGGAAGCAAAUUUUCAAGGAAUUUCGAAAGGAUAUGGUUUUCUCAUCUCGACUGCAAGAAUAUUGUAGCCAAAGCAUGGUCAAUUCCUUCUACUGGAACUACAGGAGCAGAUCUUCUUCUCAAGACCAAGAAUUAUAGUGUGGUAUUCUCCAAAUGGAACAAAGAGAUAUUUGGGAAUGUUCAACUGAAAAUUAGGAAAUACCUUCUUGAAUUGGAAUAA
Molecule: messenger RNA, 582 nt
Organism: Macadamia integrifolia
Lineage: Eukaryota; Viridiplantae; Streptophyta; Magnoliopsida; Proteales; Proteaceae
Exons: 2
Coding region: 1-582 (193 amino acids)
Source: RefSeq, a predicted model, not a curated record